This is a messenger RNA of Seriola aureovittata, 1703 nucleotides long. Its product is annotated as bile salt-activated lipase-like. Gene Ontology annotation, biological process: modulation of chemical synaptic transmission; neuron cell-cell adhesion; synaptic vesicle endocytosis. The transcript has 11 exons. The record is from RefSeq and is a predicted model, not a curated record. Bases 1 to 1686 code for a protein of 561 amino acids. Gene Ontology annotation, molecular function: signaling receptor activity; triacylglycerol lipase activity; neurexin family protein binding. Lineage: Eukaryota; Metazoa; Chordata; Actinopteri; Carangiformes; Carangidae. Gene Ontology annotation, cellular component: postsynaptic specialization membrane; synapse; cell surface.
AUGGAGAAACUGAAGAUUUUGUUGGGUGUCAUUUUGUCCCUGGGAACAGCCUCAGCAGCAUCUCUGGGUGUGGUGCAGACAGAAGGUGGCAGCGUUCAGGGACGAAAUAUCCCCCUCAGUCUGUUCCGCUCUGUGGAUGUUUUCAAAGGAAUCCCCUUCGCUGCCAAACCUGGAACCUUUGAGAAACCCAAACCUCACCCUGGCUGGGACGGCAUACUGAAGGCAACAAAGUUUGCCAGUAGAUGUCUCCAGACCAACAUGCUCCAGACUUCAACUUUUGGUAGUGAAGAUUGCCUGUACCUCAACAUCUGGGUUCCUCAUGGCCGACAUGUGUCAUCAAACCUCCCAGUGAUGAUUUGGUUUUAUGGAGGAGGCUUCAUGGUCGGUGGCUCUAUGGGACCAAAUUUUCUAAACAACUAUCUGUACAGCGGUCAGGAAAUUGCAGACAGGGGCGAUGUUAUUGUGGUGUCAGUGGGAUACCGUGUGGGAACGCUGGGCUUCCUCAGUACAGGAGACUCUGGCUUACCUGGGAACUACGGUCUGUGGGACCAGCAUGCUGCCAUCGCCUGGGUGCACAGGAACAUCCGCUCAUUUGGAGGAGACCCUGACAACAUCACCCUCUUUGGAGAGUCUGCAGGUGGAGCUAGUGUUAGCUUUCAGACCCUCUCCCCCCACAACAAAGGGCUGUUCAAGAGAGCCAUCUCCCAAAGUGGUGUUGCCUUCUGCCCCUGGGCUUUCAACAGGAACCCACGCAAGGUUAUAGAGGAGGUUGCUGUAAAUGUUGGCUGCCCUACUGAUGACAGGAUGGUGGCCUGCCUGAAAUCAACUGAUGCUGAGACUCUCACCAUGAGAUAUGAUGCCUAUUUAUUAUAUCUGUUUCAAUCUAUUUCAGACCCUGGUGUGAAUCAACUGAGUCUGACUCCUGUUGCCGAUGGAGACUUCCUCCCUGAUCAGCCAGCCAACUUGUACCACAAUGCUGCUGACAUAGACUACCUCGCUGGGGUUAAUGACAUGGAUGGACACCUCUUCACUUCACAGGACAUUCCCUCCUUUAAGAACAAGACUAAAGAGAUUCCUGUAGAAGAUGUAAAGCGGCUUCUUGCUGCCUAUACCAAGGAGAUGGGGCAGGCUGGUUUCGAGGUUGCAUUUGCUGAGUAUUCAUCCACCUGGGGGUCAAAACCCAGCCAGGACACCAUCAAGAGAACUGCUGUGGACAUAGGGACUGAUUACAUCUUCCUAGUUCCCAUUCAGACCGCCAUUUACCUGCAUGCUGCUAAUGCCAGGUCUGGCCGUACCUACUCCUACAUGUUGUCUGAGCCCAGUUUAAUGGCUGGACCAGACAAACCCUACCAUGACUGGGUGGGCGCUGACCACGCUGAUGACCUGCAGUUCGUGUUCGGCAAACCCUUCACCACGCCGAAGGCUUAUGGAGACAGACACAGAGACCUGUCUGGCUAUAUGAUUGCAUACUGGACUAACUUUGCCAGAACUGGAGACCCCAACAGAGGAAACCUGAAGGUGCCUGUGGCCUGGCCUGAAUUUACCAGUGCUGGAGAACAGUUCCUGGACAUCAAUGCGAAGAUGAAUGAGAGCUCCAUUGGACAGGAAUUGAGGUCCCGUUUUGUUCGCCUUUGGCUCAGCAUCCUUCCCAGCCUUCCAUGGUAUCAUGCCACAAAUGCUCAGUGAUGCAUUUUUAGUUUAAA